Messenger RNA from Meira miltonrushii, 4758 nucleotides. RefSeq lists its product as uncharacterized. The coding region runs from base 1 to 4758 and encodes 1585 amino acids. NCBI's taxonomy places the organism in Eukaryota, Fungi, Basidiomycota, Exobasidiomycetes, Exobasidiales, Brachybasidiaceae. Gene Ontology annotation, cellular component: nuclear pore. The record is from RefSeq and is a predicted model, not a curated record. Gene Ontology annotation, molecular function: structural constituent of nuclear pore. The transcript has a single exon.
AUGGCUGGUAUUCAUUCAUCAUCCAUGAGGUUGGUCUCUGCUCCUUUGGAAGUUCUGGCUGUUCAGGAAGAGGAUGGCAUUCCCUUACAUCUGAUCUCUUCCAAUCAUCCUUCGCUCGAGGAUGGAUACGAUCAAACAGCUUUAAGCACUUCUUGCUACACGAAACAAAACUUUGUUUUAAUCACUACUCCAUUCGCUUCUUCAUCUACGCUGGAACUACGUACCUUUCACCUUCACUCAUCCGCUGUCAAUGCAGCACCCCAUCAUAUCCAAUUUCCCGCUCCAAUCCUGCCCGGGAUACGACUCAUUGAAGGAGAAGACGAAUCGGUACUUUUGCAAGCAUGUACAUCAACAGGAUACGCCUAUCGGAUUCACAUUCCUCUGAAUCUCUUACAUUCAGUGGAUGAUAUACCUAAUCGUUGGAUGGUUGAACAGCGUCUCAGCAAUGUAUCCACAGAUGUAAGAACUGUUGCUCGCGAAAGUACUCUUUCCAUAACCCACUGCUCGAAUGACGGACAGAUCAUGCUCAUAUCUUGCUCAGAUGGCAAGAUGAUAAAAUUGGCAUGGGAGGGCAAUGACGGAUCUGACGGACACAUGAAUGGAUCAUGGCAUGAAUCGGUACUACGACCAACUACAUUCUUCGGACGAUUAUUUGGCAGAGGGGGAUCUUCAAACGCUACUCCGCAUAUCUCAUCCAUAGCGACAUAUGCUCGAUCAGCAUCCUGGUCUAGCACAUUAGGCUUUACCAUUAGUCAAGAUAGGAGGAUGCGGGUGUGGGAUCUCGGAAGCGAUGCGUGCAUUCGAACAAUCGAAUUACCUCAAGGCAGCUCUACAGAAACAGAUAUGGUUGUGGGAGGUGCAGAUACGGAAGAUGAAUCUCGCGAAAGCUCGCCUGUCCCUUUCAAUCGACCUGCAUUUAUACGAACAAUUUCGGUCUCGCACAAUGACGGCAGUAGUCCCUACGCUUUGUAUGUGCUGGUCUCAGUGCCUGCUUCGGGAACGACAAACUCUUUCCUUGCAUGCUAUGGUAUCCAAUUGAGCGAGAUCUCAUCUUCUUCAAGUCGUCACUAUAACGGAAGUGUGGGAGACAUUGAUCUCCUCUGGCAACGCCGAUUCGAUCAUGAUGUGAGUCAUUCGGAUGUCGAACUACGCGAUAUGAGCAUCAUACCAUUAGAUGAUCAUUGGGAUAUUUGGUGUGUCUGGGAUGCCGCCGGAAGGACCGUAGUCAAGAAGCUACCUAUACAUGGAACAUCAUCUUCGAGUAAAGGGGAUGAAAAGUGGCUACCGGUAAAUCUUCCGAUCUCGUACUCGUCACUAUUUGGAGAAGAACUGGAUGAAGAUCUGAGUGAUCUUGAUGCAGCAGACUUGGGACCCUUUUUCAUCCAGCGUAUCGUGGAGCCAGGCCGGUUCAGUGUAGGCAGCCUUGAUGAGGCAACGAAAGCGUACGAAAAAGCAUUGCUUUCGAGGCAAGUCGAUCCUGUUCACCUUCCGACCACAAGUUCGAUACAGUCGAAUAUACGUGAGCAUAUUUUGGGUCUGGUAGGCUGUACUGUUCAGUUGAGGCAAGACGAAUCGACGGGAGCGCCAAUGUAUGAUGAAUAUUUCGCGGAAUUGAAACGAGAAUGGAUCAUUUUCAUCAGUCUUUUGAGACAAGCGGACUCGAAUGAACGUUGGCCAAUCUCUUUUGCUGGCGAACGGAAAGAUGCAUCAGGAUCCUUCUAUACACCUUUCGUGUCUUCCAGAGGAUGGCUAUCUCGACCUGUAGAGGAAGAUGAAGCAUGUUCCCUUCUGCGCCGAGGACAUGCUGAUGAAGAAGACGAUCAACUUGACGAUGAAGAUCAAUGCAAAGAUCUAAUAGAAUUUGGCCUCCAGCUAAAAGCAAACAUACAAUCGCACGCACUUCGUCAAUUCGAAACGGCCCUUGAUGAAACUCUCUCUACGCAACCUUCGAGGGUUAUCGAAGAUGUGGCAGAUGCGCUUUGGACGACACACCUAGUGGAUGCUUUAUCUCUAGAUGAAGACGAACUGAAGGACGGGUUUGCUUCGAUUGAAUCAGACUUUUCCGGCACUGUCAGCAAUAUUCUUUCGACACUACAAAGCACAUCACCAAAAAGCAAGACACAGGGCAUGUCGAUCUCUUACGAGAAUACAGAAUUAUUCACAGCUUUCGCCUCGGACGCUUUGACGCAAAUUAUUUCAGACAAACUCCAUUUGGCUAAAGUGCUUAUGUUUGUUGUACUAUCUGCACAUGCCGGCUUUUUCGAUCAUGAGGAGAAGACGUACACCGAUGCAUCUAUUUCGGAAUUAGUCCGACAAGUAGUGAUUACAUAUCACAAACUGUCAGCUUUGGACCUUGCAGCACAUAUCGACGGAGUAGCAGAGGUCACGUUCAAUGAGCCCAAACUUGAGGAGGAUCCAAAUGAUGCUGAUCAAGUUGCCAAAAAGAUCGGACAGCUACAAUUUAACAGUCAGAAAGAGGAGAUCACACUUUAUAGUGAUGCCACUGCUUCGAAUUUGGUGCAUAGAGCAUUAUUGCGAGGGUUUAUUCCAAAUCUUGUGCAAGAGAGUGAAUCUUGGUUCAGUAGCAUCACUCAAUACGCCUCUGAUGCGCUUCGAUCACUGGUUUUUUUCAAUGAUGACUCAGAUGUCAUCGAGGCUGGCACAUCUUUUGUUCAAUUCGCAAAUCAAUGCCUCGUUAGUGGUCAUCCACUGGCUGCCAUUGAGUUGAUGAAAAAGUUUCCGCCUUCAAGCGCUGGACAUUUUAUAACAGGUCGCAGUCUUCUUGCAUUGGGUGAUGCAGCUGAUGCCGCAAUAGCAUUUGAGAAGGUUUUACCUUCUUUUGAUCACUGGUCUGAUGAGCAAUCGUCACUGGGCAGUGGGCUAUACGAGAUACUACCAGCAAAUAUCCGGGAUGCUGAAACGGCAAAUGAAGCCGCUUUUCUGUUCUGUAGAUUGGCAGUUUUACACUUUAGGAGGGCAAGGUAUUUGCCACAUGUUGCUCGCUUUGCAGCAUUGGCUCUAUCGUAUGCAAAUUCUGCCGGUGCAAUCGAACGAAAAUACAAGGUACGAGAACUUCAUUUGGCACUAUUUCGUAGCCACAUCGAAAUGGAAGAGUUUGCUGAUGCAUACUUUCAUUUGUUGGCCAUUCCAUUUGAUGAUCUACAACGAGAAAGCUUGCGUACUCUAAUUUCCAUCAUGUGCGAACACGGACGAGUGGAAGAAUUGUUGUCGUUCAACUUUGCUGGAUUGCAAGCAGAACUGGAGAGAACGUUGAGCUUCAAAGCCAGAAAUUCAGAUCCUUUGCAUGAGGGCGUUAAUUAUUAUCACAUUUUAUACGCUUUUCAUGUACGGAGAGGUGAUUUAAAGAGCGCCGGCGCAACGAUGUGGCAAAUGGGUGUACGGAUUAGAGACAUAUACCGCAGAAGAAUCGUUCAAGCAAGAAGGGCUCAAUACAGCGCCGGUCUUCUAUCAGCGAAUUAUGACGAGGACGAACAGAAGCAGCUGCAAGGCUAUGCUAUUCUCGAGGCAGAAUGCUAUUUGGCAAGUAUCAACGCUUUGAGCUUGAUCAAUGAGGACAAUGCAUGGUUUGCCCAUGAAGUAUCAGAAGGCGAAGAUGACAUCUUGUCAAAGAUUGAGUCAGCAAGGUUGACCUCGUUUUUGCCGUCUUCUUCGUUCCAAUCCAAGACGAGGGAAAUUCGUAUUGUACAUGUUCGGGAUGUACGAAAGCGAUAUCGUCUCCUAUUGGCGCAAUUGGAACUUGUGGCUUUGUAUCCUGAUGAGGCUAUUGCAAUCAUGACGUCAAAUGCAAAUGAUGCGACGAGUGCGGUGGACUUGUUUGUUCGAGAUCAAGAUUUCGAACGUGCAUUGAUGCUUGCUCGAAGUGCCAAAGUGGAUCGAACGCAAGUCUAUGUUGCUUUGACGGAUCGUUGUCUAGAAUUGGCACGUUGGGAUGAAGAAAGACAGAAGAAAAAUAAAGCUUUACGCAGUGGCGAAGAUGAGCAUCCUUUGAUGCGAGCCUUGUUCGAUGAUCAAGAUAUGACAGAUUUCAGUCUGGCGAAUCUUGGACGUGAGAACGCAGAAUUGAUUUACGAAGAAAAGAGUGCACCAUCUGCAAGAUUUUUGGAACGGAGUGACCGAUGCGUUUCCUGGCAAGGAUCUUCAAGUCAACGUGCUUGGCGCUAUCUCCGUCUUUGGCUUGACAUGGAGAAUGAUGACGGCAAUGAUCAAUUCGCAAAGGAGCGUUACUACAUUCAAGUUCUGCGACGAAUUUUAGGGAGACAAUGUUGGAGCUUGACGCCUACGUGGUUGUUGGACUGGCUGCGUGAGAAUGAAGCGAACAAAUUCAUUCGUACUUUGCUCGAUCAUGAUUAUAUCAAUGUUGCUCUGGAAGAGUCUUGUCGAUUGGUCAAACGUUCAACAGAGUACGUCUCUACUUCAGCCAAACGUCGAAAGACGGGCGAGCCAAUUGCUUCUCAAACAUACUUGCCGUAUCUUCUGUUCGACGAAUUGCUCAAGCGUGGCGAAGAAGCUCCUUCAACCAAUCCAACAAAUACCUCCCUUUUGGAUCAAAGACAGACUGCCAAAUCUUUACGCGACAGUAUCGAAGCACACAAAGAACAAUUGAAGCGCAUUGAGUCUGGCAUUCGAAGAAAUUUGGAUGAAGAUGAACUUCGUCAACGUAAAUUGACAGCAGCUGCAUUGAAUCAACAAGAGGCACGCAACAAUACUGAGCAAGACGCACAAAUGACAGAUUCAUAA